AAAAAAAAAAAAAAGGAAAAAAAAAAAAGAAAGUCUCAUGAAGGAUCAGCCACGCUGCUAGGCCCCACCCGGCCCUCAGGGGCCCCCAGGCUUUAAGGGGACUCCUGGCUCACGGCCAGGCCCUUGGUGCUGGAGGAGGUGGUAGGUGGAGGACACCGGGCACCAAGCGGGCAGCCAGGACCCCUGGGCUGCAGACAAGAAAGGGACUGUGGGGUCCACUGGGUCUGGGCCACAUCAAGGAGUGUGGUUGAAGAUCCGCCCUAGGAGCUGAAAGCCAGGGCGCUAUCAGGGCUGAGAGUCCCCAAACAGCCCUUGGGCCCAGGAGUGUGAAGCUGGGAGUAGAGGGCAGAGCUCCCACCCCGCCCCGCCCCCAGGGGGCGCCCCUGGCCCGGCGCGAGAGGAGGCAGAGGAGGCGCCAGGCCGCUGGAGAGGAGGCCAUGGGCGCGCGCCGGGCGCCGCUGCUGGCGCUGCUGCUGGCGCUGGCGGGACUCGGGAAGCCGAAGUCAGAUGAGGUGGAUCUGUCGUCAGGACCAUGCGGCCAACGGGUCAUCACGACGCGCAUCGUGGGUGGACUGGACGCUGAACUCGGGCGUUGGCCAUGGCAGGGGAGCCUGCGCCUGUGGGAUUCCCACGUGUGCGGAGCGAGUCUGCUCAGCCACCGCUGGGCGCUCACUGCGGCGCACUGCUUUGAAGACUCACCACCAUCCAUCCCACCCUCAUUCCCCUCCUGGUGGACGUGCAGUACAGUGUGGAGCACUGAACCAAGAGAGAGUGACCUUAGUGAUCCCUCUGGGUGGACGAUCCAGUUUGGCCAGCUGACUUCCAUGCCAUCCUUCUGGAGCCUGCAGGCCUACUACACCCGUUACUUCGUGUCGAAUAUCUAUCUGAGCCCUCGCUACCUGGGGAAUUCACCCUAUGACAUUGCCUUGGUGAAGCUGUCUGCACCUGUCACCUACACUAACCACAUCCAGCCCAUCUGUCUCCAGGCUUCCACAUUUGAGUUUCAGAACCGGACAGACUGCUGGGUGACCGGCUGGGGGAACAUCAAAGAGGAUGAGGAACUGCCAUCUCCCUAUACCCUCCAGGAAGUUCAGGUCGCCAUCAUGAACAACUCUAUGUGCAACUACCUCUUCUUCAAGUACAGUUUCCGCACGGACAUCUUUGGAGACAUGGUUUGUGCUGGCGAUGCCCAAGGCGAGAAGGAUUCCUGCUUUGGUGACUCAGGUGGACCCUUGGCCUGUAACAAGAAUGGACUGUGGUAUCAGAUUGGAGUCGUGAGCUGGGGAGUGGGCUGUGGUCGGCCCAAUCGGCCCGGUGUCUACACCAAUGUCAGCUACCACUUCGGGUGGAUCCAGAAGCUGAUGGCCCAGAGUGGCAUGUCCCAGCCAGACCCCUCCUGGCCGCUGCUCUUUCUCCCUCUUCUCUGGGCUCUCCCAGUCCUGGGGCCAGCCUGAGCCUACCCAAGCCCGUGCAGGCUGGGGCCACUGCUAAGUCAGGCCCUGGUUCUCUUCUGUCUUGUUUGGUAAUAAAUACAUUCCAGUUGAUGCCUUGCAGAGUAUUCCUCAAA
Cercocebus atys (sooty mangabey) is the source of this 1567-nucleotide messenger RNA. It is a transcript of the gene PRSS21, whose product is annotated as protease, serine, 21 (testisin). The transcript has 7 exons. Gene Ontology annotation, biological process: proteolysis. The coding region runs from base 438 to 1454 and encodes 338 amino acids. Gene Ontology annotation, molecular function: serine-type endopeptidase activity. The record is from RefSeq and is a predicted model, not a curated record. Lineage: Eukaryota; Metazoa; Chordata; Mammalia; Primates; Cercopithecidae.